Molecule: messenger RNA, 2119 nt
Organism: Protobothrops mucrosquamatus (brown spotted pit viper)
Lineage: Eukaryota; Metazoa; Chordata; Lepidosauria; Squamata; Viperidae
Gene: SELENOO
Product: selenoprotein O
Exons: 10
Coding region: 1-1953 (650 amino acids)
Source: RefSeq, a predicted model, not a curated record
AUGGAGGCGGCCGCCUCGUCCUCGUCCUCGUCCGGGGCCCCGCGGUGGUUCAACGCUUUGCGGUUCGACAACCGGGCUCUGCGGGCUCUGCCGCUGGAUCCGAGCGAGGAGAACGUCCCUCGGUCCGUGCCGGGCGCCUGCUUUUCUCGGGUGCGGCCCACGCCAGUGCAGUCCCCGCGGCUGGUGGCCGCCUCCGCGCCGGCGCUGGCUCUGCUGGGCUUGAGGGAUCCGCAGAAGCCGGAGGAGGAAGAGGAGGCCGCGCUCUGCUUCAGCGGGAACCGGCUGCUGCCGGGAGCCGAGCCGGCCGCCCACUGCUACUGCGGCCACCAGUUCGGCAGCUUCGCGGGGCAGCUGGGCGACGGCGCGGCCGUGUACCUGGGGGAGGUGCUGAACCCGCGUGGGGAGCGCUGGGAGAUCCAGCUCAAGGGCGCCGGACUCACCCCUUUCUCCAGACAAGCAGAUGGUCGUAAAGUUCUGAGAUCAAGCAUAAGAGAAUUCCUUUGCAGUGAGGCCAUGUUUCACCUAGGAAUACCAACCACCAGAGCAGGGACAUGUGUAACAUCGGAUUCAGAAGUUAUUCGGGAUAUAUUUUAUGAUGGAAAUCCCAAAAAAGAAAAGUGUACAAUUGUACUAAGAAUAGCACCAACAUUUAUUAGGUUUGGAUCAUUUGAAAUUUUUAAAUCUACUGAUGAAUUUACAGGACGUAAAGGUCCCAGUGUUGAUAGAAAUGAUAUUAGAGUUCAAAUGCUUGAUUAUGUGAUUAGCACUUUCUAUCCAGAUAUUCUGCAAACACACCCUGACAAUAAUAUUCAGAGGAAUGCAGCUUUCUUUCGAGAGGUAUCAAGACGGACAGCCAGGAUGGUUGCUGAAUGGCAGUGUGUUGGAUUUUGUCAUGGUGUGCUCAACACAGAUAAUAUGAGUGUACUUGGACUUACAAUUGACUAUGGACCUUUUGGAUUUAUGGACAGAUACGAUCCUGAACAUAUUUGCAAUGGAUCUGAUAACACAGGACGAUAUGCUUAUAAUAAGCAACCAGAGAUUUGUAAGUGGAAUCUAACUAAAUUUGCUGAAGCCUUAGUCCCAGAACUUCCACUGGAAAUCAGCACGCCCAUUCUGGAAGAGGAAUAUGAUGCAGAAUUUGAAAAGCAUUAUUUGCAAAUGAUGAGAAGGAAACUAGGAUUAAUUCAGCUCCAGCUAGAUGAAGAUAAUAAGCUGGUCCUUGAUCUCUUGGAGACUAUGCACAUCACAGGUGCAGACUUUACAAAUACCUUCCGCUUGCUGAACUCAUUCCCUGUGGAUUUUGAUCCUUUAAAUCUAGAAGAGUUUCUGGAUCAGAUCUCAAAGCAAUGUGCGUCUUUGGAGGAACUGAAAGUUGCUUAUAAGCCUCAGAUGGAUCCUAGGCAACUUUCCAUGAUGUUAAUGUUAGCACAGUCUAACCCACAACUCUUUGCCUUGAUUGGAACAAAGUCGAAUAUUAAUAAGGAAUUGGAACGAAUAGAACAGUUCUCUAAGCUGCAGCAAUUAACAACCUCCGAUUUAGUCAAUAGAAAUAAAAAAAACUGGAAAAACUGGUUGCAGAAUUACAGAGAUAGGCUAGAAAAAGAAAUGGAACACAUUAGUAAUACUGACACAUGGAAUGAUGAGCGUCUGAAAAUUAUGAAUGCCAGCAAUCCAAAAUAUAUAUUGAGGAACUAUAUUGCUCAAAAGGCUAUUGAAGCAGCAGAAAAUGAUGACUUUCUAGAGGUGAGAAGAGUCUUGAAACUUCUAGAAAGGCCAUAUGAAGAUUCAGAAUGCUUCCUAGAGCUUUCUGAGGAGAGGGAGGAGGAAGAAAGUGUGAUGGCAGCUGCUCCUGCUGUUGCUACCUGCAGCUCAGGAACCCAGGAAAGAAUUCCAUAUAGCAAUGUGACAAUCAAUUGUUCGGGCACGUACUUCAUAUGCCAGGAGACUCGGUAGGUUGACGUUUAUCUUCUCUCUUGAGCAGGAAGUGCUAUUGUAUUUUUAUGCAUACUGGCUGGUGAACAUCCAAAUGAAAUCUGUGUUUUUGAAGACAAAAAUAUGAAACCGGAUGCUGGGUAUAUUUUUGUCUGAAAAUGAGCUACUAGUACUUCAGAGCUAUGUU